AUGUCAGAACAAAACUCAACAGAAAUGGCUCCUCCAAAGUUCAAAUUCACAUUUGACGAGACUGUCUCAGAAUGGAACGUCAACCACCGCGAAUGGCUCAAGACGCACAACAAAACGUGGGACUCUUUAGCAACAGGAGCCCUCGUCUUUGACGCCUCCAACCGCAUUCUCCUCCUGCAGCGUGCACCAGACGACAGCAUGCCCAAUAAGUGGGAGAUUCCCGGAGGAGCAUGUGACGAUGAGGAUGAGAGCGUUCUUUACGGCUGCGCGCGCGAGCUUUGGGAAGAAGCAGGCCUGGAAGCCACGCACAUCCGCCGCGUUAUACCUGAUAACCAGGACGGGAAGCCUGGGGCCGUGUUUACGAACCGCACCGGCAAGAGAUUCUUUUGCAAGUUUAGCUUCGAAGUGGAUGUUGUUUCGACGGACGUGAAAUUGGAUCCGAAGGAGCAUCAGGACUAUGUGUGGGCGACGGAGGAAGAGGCUCGACUACAGCGCAUGGGUGAGAGGGAGAUUCCUUUGACAAAUUCGAUUAUGGUGAGGAUAGUCGAGAUGGGGUUUGCUUUGAGGAAGGUUAGUCAGGAGCACAGGACUUGA
Messenger RNA from Fusarium pseudograminearum CS3096, 594 nucleotides. RefSeq lists its product as uncharacterized. Bases 1 to 594 code for a protein of 197 amino acids. The transcript has a single exon. The record is from RefSeq and is a predicted model, not a curated record. Lineage: Eukaryota; Fungi; Ascomycota; Sordariomycetes; Hypocreales; Nectriaceae.